AUGACAAAUCAACCUGACGAAGAAUUAAUCCCAGCGGUGUCGAGUCUUCUUGCCGGCAAAACUCUGCCAGUGGUCGAUGUAAAACGGUACGAUAGAGAGACAAUGAUGAAGCUUCGAGUGACAGAGCUCAGCAUGACGCGACCAGAUAACUUAUCUGUAGACUUUAAUGGUGAUGAUGGAAAGUUCUCUCCGCUAAAAUGGCUCGAACACAGAUGGGAAGUUGAAGGCAUAAAGAAUCGCCCUUCGUCGAAAAAAUUGGAAUCACUUUGCGCUGGCGCUGAUGAUAAUACGGGUCUGUCGCCACAACGACGGGCAUUCUCGAACGGAUGCCGUGCGCCAACCGACGGUGACAAAGGAAAAGACGACAAUGGCGAACGACUUGGCGGACAUGGAAAAAAUUGGAGAAAUGGAAGCUCGGGUGGUGCCGAAAAGUACGCCACGAAAGGAAACGACUUCAAACUUCCAUUCCAGAAGGCCGGAUUUGAGCGAGGAAAUCGUAACGAGUGGAAACGCGGCGAAAAGGACACUCGUCCAGGAAUCUCGAAAUAUGGUCAAAGACGUGAUGAACGCGGCGGAAGUGUUGGCGGCUGCGAGAAAUUGCCGGAAUGGGCUGAUGGUCCUACCACGAUGGAUGACAUGAUCGAAUUGCGCGGAUUUGAGGAACCCAAGAAAGGAAAGAAAAAGUCCGGAAAAGAGAAAGAGAACCAAAAGAAGGAGAAGGAUGUUUCCAAAUCGUCGAAAACUGAGGACGUUUCUUCGUUAGCCAACGUGUCAAGACCAUCUUCUGCGGGACUUGCAAACAAUAAGGGAAAUGUGGAGAGAAUUGAGGAUACUGCCAUUGAAACUGCUGAAAUCGCGUUCCCGUCGACGGCUGCUCUUCCGGAAUCGGAUCAAGAACUUGCGGCUCUUCUUGGAAUUGUGGAUCCGAACAAUGCUACUAAUGCGAAAAAAGAAAAUGACGCUCCAACUCCCGUAAGUGGAAGUCGAUUGAGCCGUUUCUUCGCUAAUAAGAAUGCUGAUAACUCUGGGGAUUCGGAUGGAAAUGAGCGUGAUGAGAACUCGCAGAAUCCGAUUUUUGCGAAAAUUCUUGGACAUCAGAAUUCUGGAGCCGAUUCGCCGGCGAAUGGACUUGCGUCAUUGGGAUUGACAAAUAUCAAAGGCGGAAUUCGAUUGGAGGAUAUUGAAAAGGGGCUGGCAUCGAGUGAACAGCGAUCGGAAGAGAGCAAAGGAAAUCCACUUCAAGAUCCAAACCAGCAAGCCGAUCUCCUCAACCAAUUGCACCGCAUUGCCAAGCAACAAGACGAGAAUGCGCAGAAGUUGCCAUCGCCGCCUUUAAAUGCUAAUGGCGCCCGUACCCCUCAACCAGCUCCUGGCGGUUUUCCAUUAAUGGCGGAUCCAGCACUUUUGGCGAGCUUUAUACAAAACCCGGCUCUUCUAAACGCGCAUGUUGAAUCGCAACUCCAGAAAGCCAUCGUCGCAGCGACGCGUGCCAAUAAUGGUCAACAAAUUCCACCACAACUUUUCCAAGAAUUGAAGUUGAUGGCCAACCGCAAUCGCAUUUUCUUGCAACAGCAGACCAUGGCGUUUGCUCAUUUCGCGCAAGCUCGGGCUCAGGCUGCCCAUCAGAUCGCAAUGCAGCAACAACAACAAAACUCCAAGCCUCGCGUACCUGCUCCAGCUAUGGUUCCAGCUUCUGUCCAGAGACAACUUCAUCUUUUGAAAGGUGGAGCUGCUACUAGUGCGGAGAAGAAGGAGAAAACCAGUGGAACUACUAGCGCUGCAUCAGAAUCGGCUGAAGUUCAGCCUGAGAGUGACGUCACGGCGCAGAUGAAACGCCUUCAGAUGCAGCAAAACUACAACACUAUGCUGAACGCGAUGAAUAAUGGUUUGGGAAUGUCGGCGUGGCGCGGACAGCCUGGUCAGGUGCCGCAGCAAGUACAAAUGUUGAUGGCUCAGCAACAACAGCAGCUCGCUCAAGCACACCAUGUUCGAAUGAUGCUCGGCAAGCAACAAGAGCAGAUGAUGAUGGCGAAACUGUUUCAAAUGCAAAAUGCUCAGGCGCAACAGCAAAUGCAGCAGGGACAGGGAAUAAGUCUUGCGCCGGGAGCCGAGCGCGGUGCACAAUACUCGCAACAAGCUGCCCGCCCAGCUGGGGGAAUUCCAUCUGAGCUGGCGCAAGUUGGACCAAUUCAAAGUCCCCUUGAGAAAUUGUUGGCCAAUGCUGGAGUUCAAGCUUCGCAAUUCACUGGAACUACUCCCGAUGAGAAACGCAUUCCGCCUACCGCCAGGCCAAUGUCAUUAGAAGAAGUUGAAAAAGAAUUGGUUGCUCAGCCAAAGUAG
Messenger RNA from Caenorhabditis bovis, 2340 nucleotides. The record is from the annotation of a GenBank genome assembly. Lineage: Eukaryota; Metazoa; Nematoda; Chromadorea; Rhabditida; Rhabditidae.